Messenger RNA from Cottoperca gobio, 4719 nucleotides. RefSeq names its product Ras association and DIL domains 2b (gene radil2b). The transcript has 18 exons. The coding region runs from base 86 to 4012 and encodes 1308 amino acids. Gene Ontology annotation, cellular component: cell-cell junction. Gene Ontology annotation, biological process: signal transduction; angiogenesis; regulation of GTPase activity. Gene Ontology annotation, molecular function: GTPase binding. The record is from RefSeq and is a predicted model, not a curated record. NCBI's taxonomy places the organism in Eukaryota, Metazoa, Chordata, Actinopteri, Perciformes, Bovichtidae.
CAUGGUAGGAAAACAUUUGUCGUCAUUUAAAAUAAUCUGGAACCGUUUAUAAUCGAGCAGGAAUACUCAAAUCCAUCAGACAGGAAUGCAUCAGAUGAAAUUUUCCUCAGAGGAGUUGCGUUCUCUCCCACCAAGACCCCCGAUUUUACCUGCAGCUUCACCAAAGAGACGGUUUGUCAAGUUGGGAAGGAAGACAAGUGAUGGAUCUCAGCAAUCGGCUUCAUCCACCGGCAGUUCAUCCACCAGCAGAUCAGCCGAGGGUGUGGCCGUCACACAGCCCAGCAAGAGCCGCAUCCGUCGCCAAACUAACCGCCUCUCAGGUGUCUUCCUCCGUGGCUCCGCCUCCAACACAGGCUCCAUGGCACUGACAGCGGGCAUCAGGUCCUCACUGUCCAUCCCAGCCAGGAAGGGAAGCAUGAUCUGUGCAGAUGCUUUAAGAGCGGAUGACCCAUCUGAGCUGUCCAAUCAGAUAACUGCUCCAGGAAUCCUGAAGAUCUUUGGAAAUGAAAUCUGUGAGGGAGCUCACUAUAAGAGCGUGCUGGCCACCACACACUCUAGUGCAAAAGAGCUAGUCAAAGAGGCCCUUGAACGGUAUGGUCUGGGCAAGGAGGAGGCAGAGUCCUAUGUUCUGUGUGACACCAUCGGCUCCACUGGAGAUCAUCGGUGGAGGACAGAAGGGUUCCGAGUUGUGAGCGACAAUGAGAAGCCCCUCCUCCUGCAGUCACUAUGGAAACCCAGAGAAGGCCUGGCGAGACGGUUCGAAAUCCAGAGGAGAAGCUUAGUCGAGGAGAAGACCUCCAAAGACAAAGACACCAUCACUGCGGGUAUAAAUGCCCAGGCUCGAAAGCUGCAGAAGAGCCGCUCCAGAGUGACCUCCACCCUUAUAGAGAGGACCAAUGGGAGAGGUUACAAACUGUGGAGGAGCAAAAGUGAGAUGGACCUCAUAGAUUCUGAUACAGAGACCAAACAGGACACAGAUCAUGAUCAAUGUCAAAAGGAUCGAAGCAGUAGUCUGAAUCAAACCUCAGAGCAAAGUUACGAGCACUCAAAAACAAGCCCAGAACAGAAUCACAUUCACAGCCUUGCAGCUCCCGCAGAAGGGGACGGUGGGUCACAGGCCAAAACAGAGACCCUCUGUCCAUCGAGGCUGAGAGGCGAGCGGGAAGGAGAGGAGUCAGAGAGGGAGGAGACGGAGAGCAGCGACGAUAGCACCACACAGUACUCCAUUCACCCUCCUCACGACUGUCCAUACCUGCUGUUGCUCCAGGGCUGCAGCCUUGCACAGGACUUCGUCAUCUACCUACUUGUUGGGCCAAACAUUGUAUUUGGUCGGCAAAUUGAUCAAGAAGACGAGUCGAAACCUGACGUCCUUCUCUUUGACACUGACAUCCUCCCGAAACACUGCUAUUUCCAUCGCCAUGGCGCUGGCAGCCCCACCCUGCUCUGCCCUUGUCAGAAAGCCAUGGUCACGAGAAAUGGCGAAGUGCUGAGUAAAGAAGUGCAGCUUAACCCUGGUGAUGUCAUUGGGUUGGGAGAGCGCUACCUGUUUCUUUUCAAGGAUCCCUUUGCUUUGACACACAAGGAUGUGUACACUGCGGCUCCUGACUCCAGCAUGGCUGCUGUCCCCUGGAUGCUGGGUCACCCCACUUCUGCUACUACAACAAGCCAUAUUAAAGAAAUAAUCCUCUGCAACACCUGCAUCACAACCUGCACUGACCUCAAUAGAUCAAGCAGCAAACAGUCCCUAAACACAGGCCUGCCCUUUUUAAAAUCACCCGAGUGUCUGAGCCUGGAGUAUGAGAGUGAGGAUGAGGAUCACAUUAUCAAGGAAAUAGUUGCUAUGGGAAGGACCAGCGACAAAGGCAGACCACCACUGACUGUGGCAUUUCUGCUGUGUCAGUGUGUUCAGUAUUCAUCCAUGUGUCUUCAUACCUCGGAUCUGCGCAGGCUGCUGUUGCUUAUUGCAAAUGGAGUUCAGAGGGCCAUGUGGGAGCACACUAAGGACAUAGCUGCAGUUAAACCUGGAGUAACCAGUAUCAAUGGAGAAAACUCAACCCUGGAGGACCUCCAGGCUCUCAGCCAGCAUGAGGUUAUCUCAGGACUGCGCCCCCUGGUGGUGUGGAUGUCCAACAGUCUGGAGCUGCUGCAGUUCAUCCAGUACCAGCUGCCUCUUAUUCUACAGUGGAGAACCCAAAAAGAGCAGGGACAUGAAGAGGAAGAAGGAAGGGAAGAUGACGAGAACAAGGAGGGGGAGAAUUUGGCCCUGUUGGAGUUACGUCUGUCCUGUGUCCGUCCAGCCAGUGAGGAGACAAUGGCUGUCCUGGAGGAGGUCAUGAUGCUCGCCUUCCAGCAGUGUGUGUACUACAUCACCAAGGUCCUCUACCCCGUCCUGCCGGGCCUUCUGGAUUGCAACCCGUUCAGGGAGAGUCCUCACCUGCAGGUGACUGGCGAGAGCGCUCAGGUCCCGGGUAGUGCUGGACUGCAGGUACCUGGUGAGAUCCAGCAUCUUAUGGAUGUUCUGACCGACACCUGGAGACUACUGUCUGACUGUCAGCUCCACCCAGAGAUUUCCUCACAGCUUAUUGGCUACCUCUUCUACUUCAUCAACGCAUCCCUGUUCAACUCACUCAUGGAGAGAGGCUCUGAGCCAGGUUUCUACCACUGGUCCAGAGGCGUACGAAUGCAAGCCAAUCUGGACUUGCUCCUGGACUGGGCCCACACAGCUGGACUGGGGGAACUGGCCUUGGAGCACACACACACACUCUCGUCAGCUAUCAAUCUGCUGGCUUCACCCAGAAAGAAUUUACUGCAGACAUCUUGGGUGUCUUUGCGGUCGCACUACCCCGCCCUGAGUCCGGCCCAGCUGAACCACCUGCUGAGUCUUUACAGCCCGGCAUCUCCCUGCAGACACACCUGGACUCCGUCUGUUCAGGACCAGGCUGCAGCACACGAAACUGCUGAUAUCCUGGAGAAUUUUGACACCCACCAUCCUCUGGUGCUGCCAGACGGGGAUUACCAGUUCCAGCUGAGCAGGCAGGUAACAGAUUCAGCCCUGAAGGAACAGCUGGACCGGCUCAAAGAGUUCAUGUCCACCCUUUCUAACUCGCAGUCUGAUGAGUCCACAGCUCCCGAGGAGCAAAAGGUUGGUAGCAUUCCCAAAAAAUGGACUGAGAUGGAUAUCUUUCCAAAAGCCAGUCUGGAAACCUUGGAUACAUCGCCGGUUGAGAUGGUCAUGUCUCAGGCUAUUGUCCGUGACCACCGGUCCCCUUCUACUACCGUUGGUGUCUUACCUCCAUCACCCUCAUCCCCUCCCUGUCCAUCCUCCACCCAACACCUGGAUGAGUUCAGCUCCUGUGGUGCCCUCCUUUUGUCCCAGAAGCUAAGAAAUCUGGAGCUGCAGACCGGAGGUACCAGUGAGAUGAGGAGGUCAGCUCUGGAUCCCUCGUGUCUCCUCACCCCACCCAACACCCCCCACACGAUAGAUCCUGUUGAUUUGGGGAAGGCAGACCAGGAUAAAUGGAUGACGGGUGACAGUGAGACACUUCCCUGGUCCACUGGUGUAGAUGCACAUGAUGAAGGUGGAUUAGUGUCUGAAUGUCUGGCUGCUCUAAAAGUAGACCGUUUGAAGUCAGAUUGCCCCAGGAUGGAAAGCUUUGUUGAACUGAGAGAGGAAGUGGAGGAGGAGGACGACCACUAUGAUGACAAUAAUGACGAGGUGUUUAGCUUGGAGCUGGAGCGAGGUGAAAGGGGACUUGGUCUUGCCCUGGUUGACACAAGGGACACCUCAUUGAGGGUGAAAGGCAUCUUCAUCCGUGCAGUGGUCCCAGACUCUCCUGCAGCUCGCUGUGAGAAGCUGCUACCAGGAGACAGGAUCCUGGCUGUUAACGGAGUCACUCUGCUUGGACUGGACUACCAGAGUGGAAAGGAGCUGAUCCAGUCAUCAGGGGACAGACUAAGGUUACUGGUGGCCAGAUCUGACUGGAUGGCUCGGGCUGUACAGACUGAAUGCUGACGGCGUUUAUUUACUGCUUCAUUUAACCAAGACUCUUAAUUCACCACGAGCGCACUUAAAGAUGACUGUAAGAGCUUGUUCAACACUCAAGUUCAGGACAUGUACUAGGCUAUGGGUGUUUUGGAGACAACAAUGCACUAUAAAGUGAGCUCUGUCCCGGUUGUAUUGAGCACCAGGUUUUAGCGUUUUCAUUUACAUUGUAAUAUCAUGAUAUAUUGAUGUGUAUAUGUGAGGCUGUGUUCGAGUGAAAACAGCAUUUCUGAUUUCAAACUGAGAAGACUUUGACGUUCUAAAUUGGUUUGUUAUGGUUGGGUUGAAACAUCACUGUUGUGAACACUAAAGUCUUAUCCUGCCCCUAUUUGAAGCAGUAUAUUUAAACUCUAAAGCCAGUGGCAGAAGAAUAUUUCUACGACUGAAGCCUUCCGUACAAUCACCCUGCACGCCACCACUAGAAGGAGCUGAACGCUUCAAUGAGGAAACAUCAGAAGUUUCACCCCAUUGUAAAGAUGGUCUGAUAUAGCUGACAAAAUGACAUCACUGCAACAUGGCCAUUUGUCAAAAAAACAAGCACCAAAUAAGGUGUUAUCUCAAUGCUAUUCUUGAUUUUUGUUUUUUUUAAUUCCUCAUCUGGAUAAAUGAUUUGAUAUGAUGGUUGUUACAUGUUGUUGUUAAAUGCUAGUCUGAAUGAUAAACACCAUAAAAACAUA